AUGUGGGCCAGGAGGUGCGGUGCAAAGCCACGAUGGCCCUCCAGGAUCAAGGUGGUGUUCUUCAGCUUUCUCUCCGGGACGCUUGGGCUCUCGGUGUACAUGUACAUGUCCGGACUGAGCACUUCGUCGUUGGACCUGUCGCGAUCGACUUCGGAGCAGCCGCUCUGUCUGACCUCCUGGCCUCAACGCUACGACCAGGUCGUCACUUCCACGAUUUGGAGUGAGGACGACGUGCUGUUCAAAGCGCCAGGUGCGGACAAGGAGUUCUUUGCGAAGUACGGCUGCGAAGUUCCAGUGCUGUCUGGUGCAGUCUGUAGGGACGUGAGCUUCCACACAGAGGAUCUUCAGCGACCGCUUGCCUUGGCCAUGGGCGCCACGGGCUUCGACUACGACCUGAUGGGCGCUUGGGCGCUUUGGUGGCUUCUCUUGACGUUGGUGGCCUGGGUUGGGGUCACCAUACACGACUUGGCCCUGAUUGGGCAAUCCCAGAAGGACUUCGUCCUUGAUGUCAGCGGUGUCAACAAGCACUGCCCUUGCAUCCGAAGCGUUUGGAAGUUUCUAGCUGGCUACAGGCCGCUGGUGCGCUUGGCAAAUUCCGAACGCUUCGGAACACGUUCAUUGGGCAUCGUGCUGGCGGUGCUGUUGGCUCCAGUUCUGUUGGCCUGGAAUUUGCUGGUGCUGCUGUUCAUCAUCUGCCCGUUGAUCCUUUUUGCUUUCAUGCGAUAUCCAAUCCGAAUGAGUCGUGCAUGGGUCUUCAUCAUCUCGGUAGCCUGCGUUCUCUAUGGAUCGGCGCUCACAUUGCAGCAGCUGGCCUUCGUGGCUCGCACCGAUCUGCGUCCGAGAUAUGCACUGACCUGGGAAGCCCAGGGCUUUCAAAGCGCAUCUUUGCAGUCCAGCCUCUGCACAUGUGGCUGCGAUUAUUCAAUGUCCCUGAAUGUAUCUGUGAACCUGGCGGUGAUUGGCUUGGUCACAACAGUGAAAAGUGCCUUCCUGGCGUUCCGUUGCUUGAAGGGCUUGCGCAGGUCGCAGUGGGCGAACCUGCUCUCCGUCACCUUCCCGGUACCCCUUACUGUCUACACCGUGGACUGGCAGCAGGCAGAUGGCCUGCCCAUCCGAUUUCGCACCAAGGAAAUGCCGGUUCAGGGAGAGGUGGCCUUUGAUCCCUUCGCCAUGAUGGACGAGCAGCCGGACAGCGCCUACACGACGGUCCACCUGCGACCGGAGCGUGUACAUCGCUUCGAGAAGUCGGAGCACGGCGAGCUUCGCGUGCUGCAGCCCUCCAGGCGACUGGAGAUGCCAGGAAUGCCCGUGCCAUCGAAGUUGGAGCCAGCACAGUUCAAAGCUGUGAUUGAGGCAGAAUACAUUGGCUGCUGCGGCUUUCCAUGGCCUACGGGUGGCAAGAAGUUUGUCUACGAUGAGGAUUUUCUUGACACGCUGGAGCGCGGUACCGCGCUCCCAUACGUAGACGGACUCACUCCUGCGAAAGACUUGGCUGAGGAGGAGGAAUCCGAUAUGGACGAGUCUACAACUGCCGACUGUGCAGUCGAAUUCGCUGGCAUUCCAAUAGCGUGCCAAGUGCGAGAUUGCGGAAGGCCAUCUGGCACCUGGCUGCCCUUUGCUGCGGCUCCCGUGCUACAGCCGCGGGAAGACACCCCGCUCAGUGGCGACGACCGAGAGGCUUCUCUGAGGCGGCUCUGA
This is a messenger RNA of Symbiodinium sp. CCMP2456, 1698 nucleotides long. NCBI's taxonomy places the organism in Eukaryota, Dinophyceae, Suessiales, Symbiodiniaceae. The record is from the annotation of a GenBank genome assembly.